AUGCCUCCUUUUGUAGGGAAGUCCACAGCAAAGACUAAGCGGGCCCCAGGGCGGAGGACUCGUUCGUUUGGAGGAUGUGUUACCUGUCGCAGUCGUCGUGUGAAAUGCGAUGAAGGACGUCCCGGAUGUUCUAUGUGUAACAUCUCUGGUCUCGAUUGCGGAGGCUACAGCAAAGACAUCUUUUUCGACUUUGAUGACCCCUCAUCGACGGGCGUCGCUCGAUUCCGAAGACCGUUAUUGACAGAACAAGAACGAGAACGUUUGAGCGAACAGAUUGCGCAGGACGUUCCACCAGAACUAGCCGGUUGGCAUCUUUCUCAAAUUGACGAAGAAUGCGAAAGGACGUCUACGGACCUACAAAUCUCAAGGGGGCCUUUCGGUGCUUUUCGUAUUACGCAGCAAUUGCCCUCAGAUUCAUUGAGCACCUUGGACGAAAAAGAAGAGGACGCGAUAGAAGUUUCACAAAUUCAGGCUGUCGGAGAAGAAGAUCAAUUGCUACUCCCGGACUUCGAUGAUGACGUGGAAGUAGUGACCUCGACACUUGACUUUGUGACUGGUCUAGAUGCUCAGCAUCAACUAUCGGGUCAAGACAACGCGCUCAUCCCUCGUACAAAUUGGUUGAAAGCACUGGAAAGCUUCCCUGUGAGCAGCUUACUGGAUCCAGGGCACUUCGAUCUUCCCGACUGGUGGGAUCCCGUGGCCAUGGGCACUGAGAGUGCCGUACCUUGGAUGGGUGAAUCAGCCUCGUCGCAAAAGCCCCCUUCCCCAUUGGCAAGGUCGUCCACAAUUGAGCUUGGGUCUCCGAAGCUCUACCUAUCAAACCUUUCGCCUAGCUCAGGCUCAGUAUCGUCCAAAGUCGACACUGAUGUACCGCGCGAUGCUGUAUUGCUGGUUAAACACUAUGCGACGAUCGUGCUUCGGGGCCUCACUCCAUACCGUCACAGCAAGACACCAUGGCACGUGCUCUUUCUCCCCCAUGUUAAAAGCUGUUUAGCGGCCUUGACACUCGGCGAGAAGAUGGACCAUGCAAGUCUAUGUGCAUUUUACGGCACAUUAUCUAUCAGCGCCUUUAGCCUGGGUGGCAUUCAUACGUCUGCCAAGUGGCUAGACCAAGGCACAGCAUAUUAUCAAAAAGCCCACUUUCAUGUUUGUCUUAUGCUUAAGACAGCAUACGACAUUCCCAAGACUGCCAAGUACAAGUCUAUACUCAUGGCUCUCUUGACGAUGGUCCAGAUUGCCAUACUCUCUGGCAAUCGAGAUGAAGCAGAGUACUUCUUCCUGGAAACGGAGAAGUUUAUCCGAACAAAAGGCCUGAACCGACGAAAGUCUCGCAAAGUCAGGUUACUGCAUCACUGCUACGUGUUUGAGCGGCUGUCCCACGAGAGCACUUUUACACAAAAUGCACUGAACUUGGAUCAUCGGAACCGCGUCCGUGAGGCGAUAGAAGCAAGCGGCGCCAGUGCUUAUAGUCAGGAUAGCCUGUCUUUCAGACUCACUACGUGGAGUAACCUGGACCAGGAGAUGCACAAGGUGAAAGGUCAGGAAGAGGGAGAAAAUGACCUCCAUCUUCAGCAUCCAGGAAUAUGGUCGGCUACACUCUAUCCUGAGAUCUUUGGCGUACCAGAACUCCACCUCUUUAUGCUUUCGCUGGUCAUCCGGCUUGCGCGAGAGAAGGAGCAGAACCAAGAUGAACUGAUCAAUUCUGGACUCACAUUGAAGGAGUUCAUGGCUCGAGCAAAGGCAGUUGAGCGAUGGAUCAAGCAACUUCAUGUGCUUCGCCAGUCCAUAUGGAUGGUCGAAGCCCCUGUUGAUCCAGAACACCAACAGUCUGUCAAUCUGCUGAACAGCUUGGCUGAUACAAUGCAGCACGCACUUUCUGUAUACUUUUAUCGUAGAAUUUAUGAUCUGGAUCCGAGUAUGCUUCAGAAGCAUGUUCUUGGUGUGCGGGAUCGGCUGCUUGAGUUUGAUGCAUCAGAUGCGGGAAUGGGAUACGGAUCUUUGAGACUGAUAUGGCCUGCGUUUGUUGCUGCUUGUGAAACUGAUGAUAAUGAUAUGCGGGCGUCGUUUGUACAAUGGUUUGAAUGCGCUGCAAAGAGAAGCGGGCUGAGGAUAUUUACGGAAACGAAAGAACGUAUUGAGCAGAUAUGGAUCGGGAGGGACAGCACCGAUAGACAAAAUGGGUUUGUGUAA
Molecule: messenger RNA, 2190 nt
Organism: Fusarium proliferatum ET1
Lineage: Eukaryota; Fungi; Ascomycota; Sordariomycetes; Hypocreales; Nectriaceae
Exons: 2
Coding region: 1-2190 (729 amino acids)
Biological process (GO): positive regulation of transcription by RNA polymerase II
Cellular component (GO): nucleus
Molecular function (GO): transcription cis-regulatory region binding; DNA-binding transcription factor activity, RNA polymerase II-specific; zinc ion binding
Source: RefSeq, a predicted model, not a curated record